AUGUCAUCGCUGGUGAAGGAAGACUUGCAGAAAAAACUGUUUAAGCCACUGGCGCAGAAUCUCUGUGAGUUCAUUGAGAUCGAGGUCUCCGUCCAGGACAGGUAUUACCUCUGUGUGUCAGUGACGAAAACUGAUGAAGUAAAAAUCACCAUGGUGAAGCACUACAGGGUAGGGCUGGAUGAGAAGUAUGAAGUAACAAAAAAGUGGUCCCUGAGCGAUCUGCGGAUGAUUGACGGGAAGGAAGCAGAUACCGACAACCCGUUUUUUGAUCUGCACUUCAAGAAGGUAUACAGCUUGGAGGCCUUCAGCUGUGCCUCCAAGUAUUCCUUUGCUCGAACAGUGAGCAGGCUGAACCACGUGUAUCUUAAGAAGGAUUUACACAUCGUGAACUUCGAUUCUACUUACAUUAACGAUGACUCCAUUUGGUCCUCCAACAACAAGGACUGCCUGGUCCUCAUGAGAAUAUGCUUUUAUGCUUUCAAUCUUGUGUGCUUGUCCUUGUGUCCCCUGCCACUUUGA
Molecule: messenger RNA, 519 nt
Organism: Arvicanthis niloticus (Nile rat)
Lineage: Eukaryota; Metazoa; Chordata; Mammalia; Rodentia; Muridae
Gene: Exoc1l
Product: exocyst complex component 1 like
Source: RefSeq, a predicted model, not a curated record